CGGGCGCUCACUGUUCACGCCUAUAAACUUAAUUAUUCUCCCUAUAAAACCCUAAAACCAGAUCACCUGAAGGAAUGUGAGCGUUUCCUAUCUUUUUACCUCUUCUAUAAUCGUCCUGCUAAUCCGCUCGAAGUCACAGAGAUGAGACCUCCAAGAGGCCGAGGUGGGGGUGGAUUCAGGGGAAGAAGUGAUGGAGGACGGGGAAGAGGAAGAGGAGGUGGGGGAAGAGGUGGAGACGGCGGUGGGAGAGGCCGCGGUGGUGGCCGUGGCGGUGGAAGGGGCCGUGGUGGCCGCGGUGGUGGAAUGAAAGGGGGGAAUAGGGUCGUCGUCGAACCCCAUAGACACGAAGGGGUGUUCAUUGCUAAGGGCAAAGAAGAUGCUCUCGUCACUAAAAACAUGGUUCCCGGGGAGGCUGUCUACAAUGAGAAGAGGAUUUCCGUGCAGAACGAAGAUGGAACAAAAGUUGAAUAUAGGAUUUGGAACCCCUUCCGCUCGAAGCUGGCAGCUGCCAUUCUUGGUGGUGUUGAUAAUAUCUGGAUUGUUCCUGGAGCUCGUGUUCUCUACCUUGGAGCUGCUUCAGGGACAACAGUUUCUCAUGUAUCUGAUAUCGUUGGACCUACUGGGGUGGUCUAUGCUGUGGAAUUUUCUCAUAGAAGUGGGAGGGACUUGGUUAACAUGGCUAAGAAGCGCACAAACAUUAUACCCAUCAUUGAAGAUGCAAGACAUCCUGCAAAGUACCGUAUGUUGUUAAGCAUGGUGGAUGUGAUAUUCUCUGAUGUUGCCCAACCUGAUCAGGUAUGUUCUGAUCCUAUUGGCUGACAAAGUUGGGCUUGUCAAUACUUUUUAUUACGAAGAGUGAAUGUUUUAGAAUGUUCUGUACAAUAUUGUGUAGUUAUCAAUGUUGCUGGAUUAACAUAGUCCCUGUUCUCUGUUGGUUAUUUAUCUUGCUGUUCGCAUAUUCCUCAAAUUGUAUUCUAUUUUAGUUCUAUUUUUUUCCUUUAUUUUUAUUAUGCUACAAUAAUGAAUUUCAUAUAUAGAUUUUAAAUACCAUAGGUAGUAAAGGAUAUGACCUUGAUCUGUUUGGGUUUUAUCUCACUUCCCCCUGUUUUAUUGUUUCUUGCUGACUCUUGACUCAUCAGGGUCACAGCACCUCUGGUUGUUUUUUUUUUCCUUUCCUCUUGGAUAUUGCAUCAUCAUGUAAUAUUUUUUUUGACCAACUUAUUAUUACCUUAUCUAUUUUUUUUUUCAUUCAUUUUUAUUUGAUAUGCACAAUUUUUCAGACUAUUUAUUAGUAUGGUUGCCUGUUAUGUAUUUUUAUAUGUUAAAUAAUUAAAUAAUUAAGUAAUUUCAUCAAAUUUGGAGUUCUUAUUUCUUAUCAACUUCAUCAACAUUUGCAAUUAUAUGGUGAGGUGGAUACAUGAAUAUCAGUGAUGUGGGUUGUAGACUCUGUGGUUCAUUUUGAAAAUGGUUUCAUGUCCUUUUUUAUUAAUUUUUUUAAUCUUUAAAAGUUUUUUUUUGCGUUGGGAUCUUGAUGAUACAUCUUCUGUGUUCUGUUUCUUGUAGAACACAUAACAGCUAAAUAUUUAAUGCUUUGAAAUCCCAAUGAUUUUUAUUUCUUUAAAAUAAUUUAUGUGAACUCAUUUCACUCAGUUUUCCGUGAACUAGCAGAUGAUGAGUUACUCGGAUUCCCCUUCAGACCUUGUGUGUGAUGUAAUCCCGAGUUUCUGAUGCAAAUA
This is a messenger RNA of Macadamia integrifolia, 1736 nucleotides long. RefSeq names its product rRNA 2'-O-methyltransferase fibrillarin 1-like. Gene Ontology annotation, biological process: box C/D sno(s)RNA 3'-end processing; rRNA methylation. Gene Ontology annotation, cellular component: small-subunit processome; nucleolus; box C/D methylation guide snoRNP complex. The record is from RefSeq and is a predicted model, not a curated record. Gene Ontology annotation, molecular function: histone H2AQ104 methyltransferase activity; rRNA methyltransferase activity; RNA binding. The transcript is spliced from 5 exons. Lineage: Eukaryota; Viridiplantae; Streptophyta; Magnoliopsida; Proteales; Proteaceae. Bases 142 to 819 code for a protein of 225 amino acids.